AUGACUUCUAGAAGCUGUAGCCGCCUAAAUACGCCAUUGGCAGCCACCACCACGCUGGAGGAUCCCGGUACACCAGCCUCCUGGAAGGGCCCGCCGCCCGGUUCGGAGGCAUCGCCUUUUACGCCCAAUUCCGUCGGUCAGGGUGGUGGUCCUGGCUCGGGUCCAUACAACAAUACAGGCGGUCCACCCAGUAAUGCGGGCUUUCAAGGUCCAAGUCCGUUUCCCGGCAGUGCCGGGAGUCCAGCGGGGGCACCGCCAUACCAAGGCCCGCCGCCUGGUUCGGCGACGCCACAGUACACCGCCUCCCCCGCGCCUAGCGGUUCCUCGACACCCGGUCCUGGACCACCACCUAAUUCCACCGGUUUUCCACCACCUCCGAACAAUUCUGGUCCACCGUACAAUGGGCCCGGGCCCAGUCCGUUUGGAUCACCCUCUGGUGCGCCACCGCAAUUCGUUGGCCGACCCGGCUCCUCGGGACCACCGUUUGUACCACCUGGUGCCGGUAAUCCGCAUUUUCCCUCGCAUGGCCAACCAUUUGGCGGACCACAGUACGGUAUACCACCUGGAAGUCCUUUCGGACCAGGAGGACAUCCUAUGGCUGGACCUAUGGGGCCGGGACACCCGGCGAUGAUGGGACCCGGUGGUCCUGUUGAUAGACUAGAUCAAGGGUAA
Molecule: messenger RNA, 672 nt
Organism: Cyphomyrmex costatus
Lineage: Eukaryota; Metazoa; Arthropoda; Insecta; Hymenoptera; Formicidae
Product: proline-rich protein 2
Exons: 2
Coding region: 1-672 (223 amino acids)
Source: RefSeq, a predicted model, not a curated record